This is a messenger RNA of Octopus sinensis (East Asian common octopus), 504 nucleotides long. RefSeq lists its product as uncharacterized. Lineage: Eukaryota; Metazoa; Mollusca; Cephalopoda; Octopoda; Octopodidae. Bases 1 to 504 code for a protein of 167 amino acids. Gene Ontology annotation, molecular function: nucleic acid binding. The record is from RefSeq and is a predicted model, not a curated record. The transcript has a single exon.
AUGCACAAAGAGGGACUAGGAGGUCCGUCAAUCUCCACCACUGACGAGAAGAUUCAGCAAGCUCGAGAGAUGGUAAUGCUGAACCGGCGAGUUAUGAGCGAUGGCGUAACUCGUUCUCUGCAGAUUAGCCAUGGUUCUGCUUAUCAAACCAUCCAUGAUGAGCUCGGACUCCAUAAAGUGUGUGCAAGAUGGGUGUCAAGAGAGCUUACUGCAGAGCACAAGCGCAAACGCCCCGAGGUCUGCCAAAGUUUACUCGAUCGCUACAACAAUGAAGGCGAGGAAUUUUUGAGAAGAAUAGACACAGGAGAUGCAACAUGGGCUCAUUAUUAUGAGGCAGAAUACAAAACACAGAGUACAGAGUGGAAGUCUCCUGGCUCGCCAGCGGCGAAGAAAUUCAAGACUCAGUCUCCCGCUGGAAAGGUGAUGCUAACCCUUUUUGGGAACUCAAAAGGGCCUUUACUGGAAGAUUACCUGGUAAAGGGGUGUACGACCAACAGUGCAUGA